AUGACUUGGGUGAAUCAAUCAUUAUCAACAGAGUUUGUAUUCCUAGCUUAUCCUACACACCCAGAGCUCCAGGUCUUGGUUUUCUUGGGGAUCAGUCUGGUCUACACCAUGAUCCUCACAGGAAACAUCCUUAUUGUAGCUGCCAUUCAGACAGAAGCCCGCCUCCACACACCUAUGUACUAUCUACUAGGAAACCUCUCUAUUGUGGAGAUCUGGUACACUGCAACAGUGGUACCCCACAUCCUGGUGAACACCAUGAAGAAGGAUAAGACCAUCACAUUUCUGGGUUGUGCCACCCAGAUGCUAUUCUUCAUUGGGCUUGGUAGUACUGACUGCUUCCUAUUGGCUGUUAUGGCUUAUGACCGCUAUGUGGCAAUCCGCUAUCCCCUACAGUAUCCCCUGAUCAUGACUCAAAAGUUCUGUGUCAACCUGGUGGUGGCCUCCAUGGCCAUAGGCUUCAUCCUAUCCCUGCAGCUGGUGGUCUUCAUCUUCCACUUGCCUUUUUGCCAUUCCAGAGGCAUUGAGCACUUCUUUUGUGAUGUGCCCCCUGUGAUGCACCUGACCUGCACCCAUAGCCGCCUUCAUGAGCUUUCAGUGCUUGUGGCAGGCACACUGGCCAUUGCCUUCCCCUUCCUCCUCAUUUCUAUAUCCUAUGCCCUCAUUACUAUUACCAUAGUGGGUAUCCACUCAACAUCAGGCCGCCGGCGUGCCUUCUCUACCUGCUCCUCCCACCUCAUGGUGGUCUUGCUACAGUAUGGCUGUUGUAUGUUCAUGUACCUUCGGCCAAACUCCAGCUAUUCGCCAAAGCAGGACCAGUUGCUUUCACUGGUAUACACACUAGGUACUCCUCUUCUCAACCCCCUGAUCUACACCCUAAGGAACAGUGAGGUAAAGGAGGCCCUGAGAAGAGUACUCACAAGAAACGUGUUCUCCAAGAAAAGCUGCCCUUAG
This is a messenger RNA of Trichosurus vulpecula (common brushtail), 951 nucleotides long. RefSeq names its product olfactory receptor 10W1. Gene Ontology annotation, biological process: G protein-coupled receptor signaling pathway. Gene Ontology annotation, cellular component: membrane. Gene Ontology annotation, molecular function: G protein-coupled receptor activity; olfactory receptor activity. Bases 1 to 951 code for a protein of 316 amino acids. NCBI's taxonomy places the organism in Eukaryota, Metazoa, Chordata, Mammalia, Diprotodontia, Phalangeridae. The record is from RefSeq and is a predicted model, not a curated record. The transcript has a single exon.